Molecule: messenger RNA, 810 nt
Organism: Aspergillus novofumigatus IBT 16806
Lineage: Eukaryota; Fungi; Ascomycota; Eurotiomycetes; Eurotiales; Aspergillaceae
Exons: 1
Coding region: 134-604 (156 amino acids)
Source: RefSeq, a predicted model, not a curated record
AGGCAAAGCCUCCGCCACAUUAAGCCAAGGCAGCGAGAACAGAGCACAGCUCAGGAACCAGACCAGAGACGGUACAUACCGCGUCGCGCCAGCGCAUACACAAUAGCUACAACCAAAAAUGAAAUGACAUGACAUGGAACGACAUGAAAUGAACAUUAUGCAUAACGUCGUAACUGUAGCUUCAGGCCAGCCUAGCCGUACUGUAUCACUCCAAUCCAAAAUAAGAAUGCCCAAUUGCCAACAACCAAGUCAAAAAAAAAAAAAAGAAGAAUCACCUCCCCUUCCUGCCCCUCCCUCCAUACCCGGGAACCUCACGCCUAUACCCAUAUCCAUAUCCAUACCCACCGGCCCCGGGAUGGCCAGAAGGAGACCUCCCACUCUCAACGCCCGCAAAAACCUCCUCCGCAAAACCCCAAAGCACACCCAGCAGCCACCCCAGAUCCCUCCCCGCCUUCUCCACCCCAACACGAUAAAUAUAGCACCCCAGCGCAACGACCGACCCGUAAAACACAACCCUCACCGCAAGCAUCACCCAGAACAUGACCACCCGGCGCACAUAAUCGAGUACCUUGAGCGAGACCACAAGUAUAACGAGGAGAAGUAGGACAGAUACCAGAUCGGGGGUUGAGGAGGCGAGGAGCCGCGAGAAGGGGGUUAUGAGGUAGGGCUCUAGGUAGGUGGUGCGGAUGCUGCUGAAUGACAACGAUGACGACCAGUUCGUGGCGUGGCUGCGGAGGUGUUGGAGGGUGGGUUUGUGAGGAGGGGCGUUAGGUAGUCUGUUUAUUUUCUGUUAGUUGGGUUUCGUCUUCC